Molecule: messenger RNA, 4016 nt
Organism: Nematolebias whitei (Rio pearlfish)
Lineage: Eukaryota; Metazoa; Chordata; Actinopteri; Cyprinodontiformes; Rivulidae
Gene: col5a2b
Product: collagen, type V, alpha 2b
Exons: 44
Coding region: 1-3777 (1258 amino acids)
Cellular component (GO): collagen type V trimer
Molecular function (GO): extracellular matrix structural constituent
Source: RefSeq, a predicted model, not a curated record
AUGUCCAAUCUGAAAGCAGUCCAGGGGCCUCCAGGACCUCAGGGACGUGUCGGAUCAAGAGGCUUUAAAGGCCGACGGGGCGCAAGAGGGUUCCCCGGACUUCCAGGUCUUCCUGGAUUGAAAGGCCACAAAGGAAGUUCUGGUCUUGGUGGGCCAAAAGGCGAGUCUGGAGCAGUCGGUGUGAAGGGUACAUCUGGUACUCCUGGUUCAAUGGGUCCUCCUGGGCCACAGGGACCAGCUGGUUUGCAGGGUGAAAGGGGCAGAAUCGGACCAACUGGUCCUUUGGGUAAACGUGGCACACCGGGUGAUGUUGGCAAACCUGGACCUCUGGGUCCAAUAGGAAUCCCAGGUAUGCCAGGAUUUCCCGGUAAUCCAGGAAAUAAGGGGGAAGCUGGUCCAACGGGAGUGAGAGGAAGUCGAGGGCAGCAGGGACCCAGAGGGGAUGCUGGACGAGCGGGACCACCUGGACCUACUGGACAGCAGGGUGCUGCGGGGCCCGAUGGAGCUCCAGGUGCUCGUGGCUCAUCGGGGAUAGCAGGUGUUCAGGGUCCACCAGGGUUGGUAGGUCCAGCCGGUCCUCCUGGCCCCCAAGGAACCACAGGAGUACCAGGACCAAAAGGCCAACUGGGUGAUGGUGGACUUGCUGGACUAAAAGGAGAACCUGGACUCAAAGGCGAGAGAGGUGACCACGGUCUGCCGGGUCCAAUCGGUCCUCUGGGAGAGGAUGGGAAACGUGGACCCAGAGGCGAUGCUGGAUCUAUUGGACCUCCAGGACCAGCUGGAGAGACAGGACCACCAGGAAACAGGGGUUUCCCUGGUGCUGACGGUUUACCGGGCCAAAAGGGAGCUCAGGGUGAAAGAGGGCUGCAAGGAUCGCCUGGUGGAAAAGGCUUAGAAGGAGACCCAGGACGUGAUGGAGAGCCAGGUUUACCUGGAGCACGAGGUCUCUCAGGACCAAUUGGUGCUCAGGGAGCAGAGGGAAGACCAGGACCGAUGGGCUUAGCAGGAGAAGAUGGCAAACCAGGCUCAGCUGGUUCUACUGGGAACAGAGGAGCAGCAGGAACCAUGGGUCUGCCAGGACCAAAGGGCUUCACGGGUGAUGCUGGGAAAAUUGGAGAGGCUGGAAGUGCUGGAGCUCCAGGUCCAAGGGGACUUAAUGGAAAAGAUGGAGAGACAGGAGCUGCUGGUCCACCUGGUCCAGCCGGUCCUGCAGGAAAAAGAGGUGAACAGGGACCUCAAGGAGUGAGCGGUUUUCAGGGUUUGCCUGGACCACCAGGACCACCUGGAGAGGGUGGUAAACCAGGCGAUGAGGGUCUUGCGGGAGAAAUUGGUGCUGCUGGGGGAACAGGUCCAAGAGGAGAAAGAGGCCCUCCAGGAGAAAGAGGUGAAACUGGGCCCAAUGGGCUGCUGGGACCUAAAGGAAGUCCAGGAGCACCAGGACCAGAUGGGGCCAAGGGUAACCCAGGUCCAAAGGGUGCUGCUGGAGAGCCAGGUGGUCCUGGACUUCAAGGGAUGCCAGGGGAGAGAGGGGUACCAGGACCCUCAGGACCAAAGGGAGAUGCUGGUUCUGUUGGUGAGAAAGGACUUGAAGGAAAAGCAGGAGCUGACGGUGCGAGGGGGCUUGUUGGUCCUGUUGGACCUGUUGGUCCCGGGGGACCAAAUGGAGAAAAGGGUGAAACUGGCCCACCAGGACCAGCAGGACGUCGAGGCUCAAGAGGAACCCCUGGAUCUACAGGUGAUCUUGGGCCGAUCGGGGCUGCUGGAUUUCCUGGACCUUCUGGUUCAGAUGGUCAGCCUGGGGUCAAAGGUGAAACAGGAGAGCCAGGUCAGAAAGGAGAAAGUGGAUCUCCUGGACCACAAGGGAUGGCUGGGAAGCCAGGAGAACAGGGUCCUGUUGGUGUGUCGGGGCUGAAAGGUGCCAGAGGAUCGCAGGGUCAAGCUGGAUCUCCUGGAUUUCCUGGGCUGCCUGGAAAAGUUGGUCCCCCUGGCGCCCCUGGAUCUGUUGGGGCAGAUGGGCCUAUAGGCACUCCAGGAAAGAAGGGUCCUUCUGGAGUUCUAGGAGAGAAUGGGGCCAUGGGGCGGCAAGGUGAGAGAGGACCACCGGGUCUACAAGGCACUCCCGGAGAGAAGGGAGACUCAGGAGAGGACGGGCCUCUGGGUCCUGAUGGGCCUCCGGGGCCGGCUGGUGUCUCAGGACAGCGAGGAAUUGUGGGCCAGCCCGGAGUCAGAGGAGAGUCGGGCUUGGUGGGACUGCCUGGUCCCGCUGGUCCACCGGGAAAAGCAGGAACUCCUGGAGCUCAAGGAUCCAGAGGUCCAGCUGGUGGGGUUGGUUUACCAGGGACCACCGGGCCAAGAGGAGACGCUGGCCCUGAGGGUAUUGCUGGAGCAGAAGGGGCCCCUGGUAAAGAUGGUCUUCUAGGAGAAAGGGGAGAUAAAGGAAACCCAGGUCCAGAGGGUUUGCCUGGAGUUUCUGGGUCUCCAGGUAAUGAGGGUCCGGUGGGACUAACAGGCGGUCCUGGUCAAAGUGGCACAAAUGGUGAUAGAGGUCCUCCAGGACCCCAAGGACAACCUGGAGUUAGGGGGAAAGUGGGCCCCCAAGGACCACAAGGAGAGAAAGGAGGCACUGGAGACCAAGGAGAGAGGGGUCAGAAAGGUCACAGAGGAUUUACAGGACUCCAGGGUCUACCAGGAAUCACAGGCGCUACAGGAGAUGCAGGAGAGCGCGGAAUAGUUGGACCAGCUGGACAGAGGGGACCUCCAGGUGUGGUGGGUCCUCCGGGAAAGGAGGGGAACAUCGGCCACCCUGGGGCAGCCGGUGCUCCUGGAAGCAGAGGAACCAGCGGAGACAUCGGAGCUCAGGGUCCACCUGGAGAACCUGGACCAACUGGCCUUCCAGGCCCACCUGGACCUCCCACCACAGCUGUGGAGGAGCUCUUUUCAGUGGAUUAUGAGGCUAACGGUGACGUUCAGGAAGCUGUAGACCUCGCAGAGUAUGAUGCCGCUGCGGAUCCUCUCCCAGAAUUCAACAAAGAUGAAGCUCUGCCCAAUAAGAACGUCCUGCAUGCCGAAACAGGCGUCCGAGCCACGUUAAAGACCCUCAACGGUCACCUCCAGAACCUUCGCAGUCCAGAUGGAAGCAGGAUGAACCCUGCGAAAACAUGCCAAGACAUCAAGCAGUGCUACCCUCAGAAAAAGAGCGGGGAGUACUGGUUAGAUCCCAACCAAGGAAGCACCAAAGACGCCAUCAGAGUGUUCUGCAGCAUGGAAAAUGGUGAAACCUGCAUCUCCGCCAAUCCGCCCAACGUUCCUCGUAAAGCCUGGUGGACAAAAUCCAGUCCCAGUCCCAUCAAACCCGUUUGGUUUGGCGCCGACAUGAACGGUGGAACUAAAUUCCGCUACGGCAACAAGGAGGAGCAGCCGAACGCGGUGGCGGUUCAGCUGAAGCUGCUGCAGCUGCUAUCCAAAGAGGCGCACCAGAACAUCACCUACCACUGCAAGAACAGCAAGGCUUUUAAGGACGAGAACGGCGACCUAAAGAAGGCCCUGCUCCUCCGAGGCUCCAACGGUCAAGAGCUCAGAGCUCAGGGCAACCCCAGGCUGAGAUACACCGUCAUUGAGGACAGCUGUUUCAAAUCCAACGGAGAGUGGGGCAGGACAGUGCUAGAGUACAGGACUCAAACGGCCACCAGGCUCCCCGUUGUGGACUUGGCCCCCCUGGGCGUUGGGAAGGCCGAACAGGAGUUUGGUCUGGACAUCGGUCCCGUGUGCUUUUCAUAAAAACUCAAGAUGGACACUUUAUAGCCCUUUUUUUUUUAAAGGAGUAGCACUAAUACUGAUGUUUUAUUGCCGUAAAUGGCUGAACACGACGGAGAUCUUAGAAGUUCACCACACGAAUUUGAAACUGGAGAUUUUAGAUGGAUGGGACACAAACUGGAAGGGCAGCGUUGAAUACGAAUCGUUGAUGUUGGGAGUAAAAACAUACAACCCUUGAGUUUUCCCAGUGUCUGUACAGAGAG